AUGGCUAACCACUUAACAGUUGUCAAUGAUGGCACUGUCGAAACAGCAAAUAAUAUUUGGAACUCGUCCUCUUCUCCUGCUAAAAUAGAUUACGAGGAAGGACUAACUUUGAAAGCACCGAAAUGUCCUUUCUGCAGACCGUGUAUCAAAGUGACGAGGCAGUUCGUAGAACAGGACGAACCCGGGAUGGCGCUUACGGAGGCCAUCCUCAAACUUGUAGGAAGAGAAGGUCCAGUUAGAAAAUUCUUGACUCGGAUUCUCGGGAACUCUGGAACACUUGUGUUAGGCUGCUCACAGAGACCCCUUUACAAAUGGAGCAUAGUAUCUUGCGUUUACACCAGUCGCUGCUUCAUGGAGUAA
Messenger RNA from Cylicocyclus nassatus, 360 nucleotides. The record is from the annotation of a GenBank genome assembly. NCBI's taxonomy places the organism in Eukaryota, Metazoa, Nematoda, Chromadorea, Rhabditida, Strongylidae.